AUGAGGUUCACAGAGGGAAUGUGGAGGCUGAGGGAGGGCAUUCGAAUCGACUGGAUGAGCAAUGUGGAGAGACUGAGCGUCGACGAUGACAGUGUCAAUCUACUGCUAAAUAAGUUGCAGAGACACAGAGGAGAUACGUUGAAUUCAGCGACUAUCUCUGCUCAUGUCACGUCUCCGUUGGAAGGAAUUAUCGGUGUCAAAUUGGUUCACUGGGCGGGCCAAGUUGGCAAGGGUCCCCAUUAUAAACUGAACUCUUCCACCAGUCACACUAAGAUUCAACACUCUGAGAAAACAUUGAAAUGUGGCAGUGGAUAUCUGAACUUGGCUAUUCAGACCGCUCCGAAUGAGAUGGAUUUUGUCUUUUCUGGCACUGAAGGAAAGCUCACCGGUCACUCGUGGCGAUCAAUCGGGUAUGUCGGAGACCAGACGACAGACAAAUCCCGCUGGGAAGAUGGGCUCUUCUUUGAGCGACAGGGAUACAUGUUAGCAGCCCUGGAUAUUGGGGUGGGGGAGAAACUAUACGGCUUGGGGGAAAGGUUUGGUCCCUUUGUGAAGAACGGACAGACGGUUGACAUCUGGAACGAGGACGGUGGUACGUCAUCCGAAUUGGCAUAUAAGAACAUUCCGUUCUAUAUCAGCUCGAAAGGAUAUGGCGUCUUUGUCAAUAAUCCGGGGAAGGUCAGCCUUGAGUUGCAGUCGGAGCGAACUACCAGAGUCAAUAUCUCGGUUCCCGGCGAGGAGUUGGAGUACUUUAUAGUAUAUGGACAAACACCCAAAGAGGUUCUGACCAGAUAUACGGCCUUGACUGGACGGCCUAGUUUGGUUCCAUCCUGGAGUUAUAACCUUUGGCUCACUACCAGCUUCACCACGAAUUACGAUGAGCAAACCGUCACUGGUUUCUUGGAUGGUUUUCGAGACCGAGAUAUUCCCCUGGGCGUUUUCCACUUUGACUGCUUCUGGAUGAAGUCUUAUCAGUGGUGUGAUUUUGAUUUUGACGCCGAGAUGUUUCCAGAUGCCGGGGGAUACCUCAGACGACUCAAGGAACGGGAUCUUCAAAUCAGUGUAUGGAUAAACCCAUAUGUUGCACAAGCGUCUCCUUUAUUCAAAGAGGGCAAGGAAAACGGAUACUUCAUCAAGCGUACAGAUGGUUCAGUCUGGCAAUGGGACCACUGGCAGGCAGGCAUGGCCAUUGUGGACUUUACCAACCCCGAGGCCUGUGCAUGGUACUGCAAACAGCUCCAGCGUCUGAUGGACAUGGGUGUUGACUCUUUCAAAACCGACUUUGCGGAACGAAUCCCAUUCAAAAACAUUAAAUACCACGAUGGGUCCGAUCCGGUACGCAUGCACAACUACUAUGCACUACUGUACAAUAAAAUCGUCUAUGAGGCUAUGACUUCAAGACUAGGACAGUCCCAGAGUCUCCUGUUUGCUCGUAGCACUGCUCCAGGAGGCCAAAAAUAUCCUGUCCACUGGGGAGGCGACUGUGAAAGCACGUUUGAAGCAAUGGCUGAGUCUCUCCGGGGAGGUCUAAGCUUGAUGCUCUCAGGUUACAUCUUCUGGGCGUCUGACAUUGGCGGUUUCGAAGGCACACCGCCACCAGCACUAUAUAAGCGCUGGGUCCAGUUUGGUCUGCUUUCCUCGCAUUCCCGUCUACACGGUUCAUCGUCCUUCCGUGUUCCCUGGAUCUACGGCGAGGACUGCUCCGACGUCCUUCGGGACUGCGUCAAACGCAAGAUUCUCCUUACCCCAUAUCUUCUACAGGAGGCCUUGGUCGGCUACCGACAAGGUACACCACUCAUGAGGCCCAUGUUCCUCGAAUUCCCUGGAGAUCUUAAUACAUAUACACUCGACACACAGUACAUGUUCGGUAGCAACUUGCUCGUUGCCCCAGUUUUCUCGGAGGAAGGAACGGUAACGUUCUAUGUACCACAUACUCCUGAGGAUAAUCAAGGGAAAUGGAUCUCGUGGUUCGAUCACGGCAAGUCUUACGAGUCUGGUCGGUGGUAUACUGAGAAACACGACUUUGACACCUUGCCAAUUCUUGUACGUCCUGGCUCGAUAACACCUAUUAACCCCAGGUUGAAGGUGCCGCAGGGGGAUGCCUUGGAUGGACUCGAGUUAUUGGUCAAUGGCAUAUUGACCGCAGAAACAGUGGUUGAUGUUGUCGACCCCAGCAAGACUCAUGAUACGCUCAAAGUGAUCAAGAUUGGACCCUUGGGGGAUGACAUAGUAGCUGAUUAUCAGAAUGUCAAAGUAGUCUGGGUUGGUCGUUAG
Molecule: messenger RNA, 2274 nt
Organism: Aspergillus wentii DTO 134E9
Lineage: Eukaryota; Fungi; Ascomycota; Eurotiomycetes; Eurotiales; Aspergillaceae
Product: putative sugar hydrolase
Exons: 6
Coding region: 1-2274 (757 amino acids)
Biological process (GO): carbohydrate metabolic process
Molecular function (GO): carbohydrate binding; hydrolase activity, hydrolyzing O-glycosyl compounds
Source: RefSeq, a predicted model, not a curated record